AUGGUGGACGGUGCAGGCGGUGGCCGAGUCUUCUCCUCGACUGAGUUGCCUGAAGAGUCCCGACGGCCUUCGGACCACGGGGAAGAGCUGAGAACCACCGCGGUCCCACCGGACCGAGACCGGAGGGGGGAAGAAGUUGUCCACCAGGCACGAGGGGACACCAGAGCUCUGUGGGGUCUCUAUGGGUCUCUAUGGGGUCUCUAUGGGGUCUCUGUGGGUCUCUAUGGGGUCUCUAUGGGGUCUCUGUGGGUCUCUAUGGGUCUCUAUGGGGUCUCUAUGGGGUCUCUGUGGGUCUCUAUGGGGUCUCUAUGGGUCUCUGUGGGUCUCUAUGGGUCUCUAUGGGUCUCUGUGGGUCUCUAUGGGGUCUCUAUGGGUCUCUAUGGGUCUCUAUGGGUCUCUAUGGGUCUCUGUGGGUCUCUAUGGGGUCUCUAUGGGGCUCUAUGGGUCUCUAUGGGUCUCUAUGGGGUCUCUAUGGGUCUCUAUGGGUCUCUAUGGGGUCUCUAUGGGGUCUCUAUGGGCUCUAUGGGUCUCUAUGUCUCUAUGGGUCUCUAUGGGGUCUCUAUGGGUCUCUAUGGGGUCUCUAUGGGUCUCUAUGGGGUCUCUAUGGGUCUCUAUGGGUCUCUAUGGGGUCUCUAUGGGGUCUCUAUGGGGUCUCUAUGGGUCUCUAUGGGGUCUCUGUGGGUCUCUAUGGGUCUCUAUGGGGUCUCUAUGGGGUCUCUAUGGGUCUCUAUGGGGAUCUAUGGGGUCUCUAUGGGUCUCUAUGGGGUCUCUAUGGGUCUCUAUGGGUCUCUAUGGGGUCUCUAUGUCUCUAUGGGUCUCUAUGGGGAUCUAUGGGGUCUCUAUGGGGUCUCUAUGGGUCUCUAUGGGGUCUCUAUGGGGUCUCUAUGGGUCUCUAUGGGUCUCUGUGGGUCUCUAUGGUUUCUCUGUUGUCUCUCUAUGGUCUUUAUGGGUCUCUGUGGUCUCUCUAUCGUCUCUCUGCAGUCUCUAUGGUCUCUCUGUGCUCUCUAUGGUUUCUCUGUUGUCUCUAUGGUCUCUCUAUGGGUCUCUAUGGGGUCUCUAUGGAGCCCCAUAGCGAGUUCUGCCCCAUAGCGGCUCCUGCCCCAUAGGGAGCUGCCC
This is a messenger RNA of Cuculus canorus (common cuckoo), 1116 nucleotides long. Its product is annotated as shematrin-like protein 2. The record is from RefSeq and is a predicted model, not a curated record. Lineage: Eukaryota; Metazoa; Chordata; Aves; Cuculiformes; Cuculidae.